Eufriesea mexicana is the source of this 4608-nucleotide messenger RNA. RefSeq lists its product as uncharacterized. NCBI's taxonomy places the organism in Eukaryota, Metazoa, Arthropoda, Insecta, Hymenoptera, Apidae. The transcript is spliced from 7 exons. The record is from RefSeq and is a predicted model, not a curated record. The coding region runs from base 780 to 3701 and encodes 973 amino acids. Gene Ontology annotation, molecular function: protein binding.
CCAUUCAGUGCUCCUUACGGCACGAAGGAACUUGGUACUGUCGCUGCAAGCGUUUCGUCGCCGCUCCACGCGUCCGCGGUGACUCUGGCUAUCGUCGCAUCCGGUCGCGGAGAAGAGGAAGUCGCGCGUAGACGCGGCACCAGUUGGCUCAGCUUCGGUCCACGAUCCACGUGCAGCACGCUUCCAGUUCGAGGUGUUUGUUUUCCACGCGGGGAAACAGAACCGCGUGUAGACGCUGUUUCCGUACCGCGCGGAUGGUUCCGUGCCAGUUGCCGCGACGCGAUAGUGUGAAAAUUAUUCCCGAUAAGCGUUACGCUUCGCGUGUUCGGCCCCUGUGGAAAUCGAAGUCUGCUAUUCGUCAGAAAGGAAAAGAAAAAGGGGAAGAAGAGGAGGAAGCAGAAAAACGGGAGAUCUAGAGUGCGCGUACGGUGCAGCCGUUCUCUUCGUGGGAGCCAAUCCAUUCGGAGCUAACGAGAGACUGGUUACGAGAGCACAGAGCGGUUUCCGUUAUUAGAAUUCUACGACGAGGCAGGACGGCAGAAAGACUCGGUGCAACCGAAUCGGGAUAUCGAAGAGGAGCGAGGAUCGCGAGGCUGUUGCAACGUGGUGAUCCUCUGCCGAAAAUCCUCCGCGUGAAUCGUACGCGUGGCGCCAUCCUCGCGUCGUGAAACGCUGUCAAAGACGGAAAUGCAUGGUGACACGCACGCGAGGGUGACUUUCCAAUGAUCGGAAAAAGUGGAACGCGGUAGCCGAGCGCAGCAGCGGAACCAGCAACAACGAUGGUAUACAGAGGCAGUUUACAGACCGACGAUCCCAGGGAUGCACCGAAGCUGGUUAGAAUGUCACCGUUGAGAACCAGCAGGCCUACAAAUCCUGUGACCAAUUCACGAGCUGCUUCCUCCGUCAAUAGCCCGGUAUAUCACGGUCCGUUUGUGCCGGCAAUCGACGUUCAUCGAGGCAAAUUGAUCGAUGAAAGACGUUUGGCUCGUGAAAGGGACAUCCAGUCCAUGGAGAAGGUGAUUAUGAGGACAACCGGCCUCAAGGUCGGCGCGCCAAGGCUGCGUAACAUCAGUCAGAUACGAGACACCGUGUUCGUCGACCCGGCCCUGAUACCGAUGGAGAAGAUCGGUCGAGUGGAGAAAGAUCGACCGAGGACCAUCGCCAUCGACGGUUCCAGCAGACCGACCAGGACGCCGAGCUCUAUGCUGGCCGAUCUCAAGGACCUGGAGAGACUGAGGAACACUCCGCCAGUUCAGAGGUGUCCCAGAGUCGCGAGUAGGAACGACGCGAAAUCCUCGACGCCUAGCAGGAAGACGGAGCUGUCGAGCCCGGCGAAGAUUCGCUCGGAUAUCUUCAAGAUCCAACAGAUGUUUCAAACGCCCGAUGGCUCGCCGAGGGCGAUGGUGAAGUGCUCGAACGAGAAGAAGCUCGAGAAGAGGAGCGAGACGGAGAAGCACGAGAAGAAAGCCGCGCCGGAAAUUAAUAAAACGAGAUUACUCGCGCAGAAACUGUUGGAGGCCUCUCGGAGCAAUCGGGAGUCGCUGAAGGAUCGCUACAACAAUCCGAGGAACGCGUCGAACCUGAAAGCGAGCAAGGAAAUUAACGGCAGGGUGUCCGGCAAAGCGAGCCAAAAGAACAGCGUGGAUCCCAAGCAAUCCGAGAGAGGGAAAAAUCACUCAGCCCCAGCGGAGACACAGCCUCAACCCCCGGUUCGGAGAAGAAGAGAGUCGAAGAACAGACGCAGCGGUGACGGGAAUGGAACGAUUCCCGACAACGGCGCGAGGAGCGACGUGCAGGAAAACUCGAGGAAAGCCAAGACAACGGGGAAAGCGAUCGAAGCGUCUUCGAACGACGACGAUCGUUCGAACAACGCCGGUGCAACGGAGGAGUCGAAGAUGAAGACGAAGGAGCUCGACAGACCGGACAUCUUGGAGGGACUGUUGAAGGAGUCUGAUCAGCAACUGGCGGAUCUGAAGUCUGAUCUGCAGGAGAGAAGAAGGUCGCGAAGUCACUGGAGAGGGUUCGUGCAAUCGAUGAGGUUACACGACGUGGAACUUCACUCGGACAGCGAGGAUCAGCGAAAGGACUUGAAUUUAUGGAACAAGAGCAUCAGUCAACGAUGGAGAAAGCUGAGGCGGAGGUGCUCCGUGCAGGAGACCUCGGAACCUCAGGAGGCUUUGAUCCAAGGUGGAACGACCCAGGGGGUUAUUCAACCCGUAAGGUCCAGCCCGGCUAGCAGGGAGUCCUCGCCUGCAGCCAAAAGUCUUCAGGAUGGCAGUUCGCCGAAGAAACUGUUACAGACCAGCUCCCUCAGAUUGCCAGGCACCACCAAGGGUAUCGCGGACAUCCAGCACGUGCUACGAAGCAAAUUCAGCAAGAUAAACGCUGGCAUCCGAAAAAGAAAGGCCCUGAGCGUGACAGAGGUGUUCUCGCAGAAGGAUAACGCGUCGAAUUUCUACGUGCCCAGUCCCCUGUCCUCCUCGAGUAGCCAGAAUUUUGACGGCGAGUGCUACGAUUCCAGCGAACCGACUUCUCUACCACCCUAUCCUUUCCACGACAACCUCGAAACUCUGGCAGAGGGCAGCGUACCAAACUCUCCAAAUUGCAGUAGCCCAUUGACGAACAGCAACAAGACGUUCACGUACUCUCAGACUAGCAGCGCUUACGAUUCCCCGGUCCUGAGUCACGAGCAGAGUCAAAAAGACGUGUACGAGAACGUAUUGUACAACAACUCCCCUCCAGGAUGUUGCCCGAGGUCCAGAGGCGUGUUACAACGCAGCAACUCUGAGAAUCGUGACACUGGCAGACACCAGGAUCAUUCGUACGAGAACGUACGCUUCCAGCGGGGUCACAGGUCGGACCUAACAUCAUCCGUCACGCCACAUUCCGACAGGCAUCUGGCGAGGAGCAACUCCGAGACGAGAGACCACCAUUCGUACGAGAACGUGCAUUUCCAGAAGAACACGAAGUCUAGGAAUCAGUCGGACUCGUCGUUCGAGGAGAUUCACAUACCGAGGGUGACGCCCAGGAAGAGGGUGACCGACUUCAAAGUCGGUGGACAGGUAAACAAUUACACGAACGGGCCUGGAUCGCCGUGCGUGAACAAAGAGGAUGGCCCGUCUAGUCUGGGUGCUGAAAGGAGUCCUGGCAAAAAGACGACCAGACGAAUGAACAGCAGAAGCGUGGCGAAUAUCCCCAGUUCCUCCGGUCCCGGCUUGAAGACUUGGCAAGGCACGCAAGACACAGACGAAGGCCUGAAUACCGACUCCGAACUCGAAGACAUCGACGAAGCUGGCGAGGGUGAAGAGUCGAGAUUCUGCACCCUACCGAGGCCAGGCAAGGGUGGCGCGUCAUUCACGAUACUGACGGCCAGAUUUCUAAAGGGUCCUGGACACAAAGGACUCGGUUUCAGUAUCGUCGGAGGUACAGACAGUCCUCGAGGUAACAUGGGAAUCUACGUGAAGACGGUCUUCCCUAAUGGCCAAGCUGCCGAUCUUGGAACUGUCAAAGAAGGGGACGAAAUUUUGUCGAUAAAUUCGAAACCUCUUCACGGUAUGACGCACGCCGAGGCGAUUGCCGAGUUCAAGUCCGUGAAAGCUGGAGACGUGGUGUUGCACGUCGGACGUCGCGUGAACAGAAAGAAAAGGGACUCCCUGACGUUACCGCCUGCUGCUCCAACGCCACGUCAGCAAGUCAAGUGAACCGUUGAUCUCCUCCUAUCGCAUUCCGCGUGAGAACGUUGCGUUUCCGCUUUGUAUUUAAGCGCUCCGGAUGCGCGCGAAAAUCGAAACUCCGACAUUCAGAAGGACCAUAGCCUAUAAUCCGCGCAGAUGCUCUAUUUCCAUAAGCAAUAUCGUUCAUUAUUGCUGGCAAGAAGGGAAGCGGGACUGCGUUGAUCCCGCGCAACAACGAACCAACUUCAUUUUUACCAUUUCCGGUAAUGUUCUCGGUUGUGCACGUGCGUUUCGAAAUGCGUUUGGUAUAUUACUGCUUCCUAAGAGGAUGCCGCGACGAAGGUUACGUUUUGUAUUUUGCGUCGGAAGAAUUUCCGCAUUCGUCGUUCGAGGUCCUUAUUUCGACAGCGUUGUGGCGAGAAACGUGCGAACGGCAACAAAUUUCGGUGCCAAUACCGUGGCGCGUUCGACGCGAUGGAAUUUAUGCAAAACGAAUCGAAGAAGCGAAGGACGCGCCGAUGCUGUUGAAACGAGGAACUCGGGUAUGCGUUUAUUCGCGCGAAAGCGUUUGCGAAAUUUUCGAGAGAAAUUUGUAGAAUUUCACGGCAACCAGGAACGUAUCGUCGUUCGAAUUCGUAGGGGUGGAUCAAAGAUGUCUCGAAGCAGCAUAGCCAAAGAGCUAUGGACAAAUCAAAACGGUGUAAUCCUAUGGUAUCGUACUAUCUACUCGUAUUCGAUGUACCAAUGUAUCUGUCGGUAACUUUUAAUCGUUCUCUCAGUAAUCACCGAAGUCACUAUUAGCGUUAGUAGCUGUUUAAGGCUCUAGCUUUCAUACUCUUUUCUCGUAUCGAACUUUUUACAAACAGAGAGUGUAUUUUUGUCGAAAUUUACUCGCGUUUUACCCACGGACGAAGUCUAUUUUUUAAAAUGAUCU